UGAGUGUGGAGGGCUGGGGAAAGCUGUGUGAACUAGCUAGUGAUAGUCAUAUGAAGUUUGGGUCGGAGUUCAGACAAGGAGACACAGACAGAGAGAGAGAGAGAGAGAGACUGGGAUCUGCAGUUUGUGUUAAACUGACAUCAAACCCAGGCACCAGAGAGAGCUGACAGCCACAUACACACACACACAGAGGGAGAGGGAGAGCUGCUCCCACACACUGCAGCUGGAGCAGGGUGGAGGGAGAGGAGGGAGAGAGGAGGAGGGGGGGAAAGUCCUUUAGCAAAGCCCCGGAGCACGGUUGAAGGAGCCCGGGCUCCCUGGAGGUAAUUCCCCUGAGCCUCCGAUACCCCCUCGCCAGGACCCACUCACCAUCAGCCCUGCCUUCCCUGAGCCUCCGGCAAAGCCCACUAUGGAUAUCCUGGAUAACUUCGGCGUGGAAAAGCUGUUCGCAGCCUCCAGCCUCGUGGAUUUGGAAGAUCUGAACGAAGCCGAUUUCCUCACCAAUGUGCACUUCUCAGAGAACCUGGACGAUUUCUCCAACGAGCUGUUCAGCAGCUUCUUCGAGGACCCCGUGCUGGCUGAGAAGACCCCUCUGCUGGACAUGGAUCUUGACCCAGGCACUCCGGACAUCCAGGCAGAGCACAGCUACUCCCUCAGCGGAGACUCUGCCCCUCAAAGCCCAGUCAUGCCCAUCAAGAUGGACGAGUUCAGCAAAGAGGCCAACUGUGGAAUUUGGUCCCUCGGACCCGACCUGACACACAUCAUGAUCAAACAGGAGCCAAACCCAUUGCCAGAGCCCUGCCAUGUCUCACCAGCGACACAGAUAUCAGCUCUCUCUGGGCAACACAUGACCUCUGCUCCACCAUCAAACACCACAGACGAUCUGGCCCAGACUGAACCAAGCGCAGUGCCUCACAUCAAAGUCGAACCCAAAGAUCUCAAUCAGUUCCUCAGUGUCCACACAGAUAUGGAGCUGCCACCAACACCCCCCAGCAGCCACAGCAGUGACAGCGAUGGCUCCCAGAGUCCCCGGUCUCUCCCCCCGUCCAGCCCAGCACGACCACAGGCUCGGACGUCCAGUGCGAUCUCAUCGUCGCCCCUGCUCACCGCACCUCACAAGCUCCAAGGGACUUCGGGCCCGCUGCUGCUAACCGAGGAGGAGAAGCGCACUCUGAUCGCCGAGGGAUACCCGAUCCCCACCAAGCUGCCCCUCACAAAAGCCGAGGAGAAGGCCCUCAAACGGGUCCGGAGAAAAAUCAAGAAUAAGAUCUCUGCACAGGAGAGCCGCAGGAAGAAGAAGGAAUACGUGGACAGUCUCGAGAAGAAAGUGGAGACUUACACUUCGGAGAAUAAUGAGCUCUGGAAGAAGGUGGAGACUCUGGAGAAUGUCAAUCGGACCCUGUUGCAGCAGCUGCAGAAACUGCAGGCGCUGGUGGCUGGCAAGGUGCCACGUCCCUGCCGGGUGGCAUCAACACAGACAGGAACCUGCCUGAUGGUUGUGGUGGUCUGCUUUGUUCUAGUCCUGGGCUCCUUCAUGCCCUGUCUCCCAGAAUUCUCCACUGGCUCCCAGACAGUCAAAACAGCUCCCCUGUCUGCGUCCGAUGUGUACACCACCAGCCAGAUUCAGUCCAGGAGACUGCUGUUUUACGAUGAGGGGUCCCCCCUGGAGGAGCACUACCCCGCCUUCUUCCCGAUGGAGAGCUCCGAGGAUUGGGAGCUGUCACCCGGAGGCGCGAGAGACCAGAAGGGGUCACUUGACCCAUCAAGUGACUACACCAGCUGGUCGCAGGAGGCGAGCAAAUAUCUGAGCAACGCCCACGUGGGGGUGAUCGGCUCCAAUGAGACUGACCACAGGAAAUUAGUUCAGGAGAAAGCACAUAGCGAGAGAUGGGCAUCAACAGCUGUGAUCACAGCGAAAUCUUUGUAACUGGACUGGCCUUUAAUUCACCCUUCGGUAGAGAUCCUUUUAUUUUGCAAGCCUAAAAUGUUCAAUGUUUUGUUCUUGCGAGUGCCUGGGGAUCUGUAUCCGAAUGCCUGUGUAUGGGUUGCGCGUGUGUAGGUCUGUGUGUCAGCGCGUGAAUGUGUGCAUUAGAUUCUCUAGGUGUUGCUGUUCCUACCACAGUCUGCACUGAUCUGCCCCACGCUCUUCACCAUUUUCAUUACCCUCUCCCCUCCUCACCCCCCCCCUCCCACCCUCCCCCAGCACGUCACUUGCUCCUUCCCCAUUACACUCUUCACGGUGGCCUUUUCCUGUUCUCUGUCAGUGGAUUCUGCAGUCAGCACUGCUGUCCUCACGUACCUCCCUCCCUUUACUUGGUUACGAAUCACGCACAGCACCAGGUUCUAGUCCGACAGGUUUAACUGGAAGCACUAGCUCUCGG
Messenger RNA from Chiloscyllium plagiosum (whitespotted bambooshark), 2381 nucleotides. RefSeq names its product cAMP responsive element binding protein 3-like 1 (gene creb3l1). NCBI's taxonomy places the organism in Eukaryota, Metazoa, Chordata, Chondrichthyes, Orectolobiformes, Hemiscylliidae. Gene Ontology annotation, molecular function: cAMP response element binding; DNA-binding transcription factor activity, RNA polymerase II-specific. The record is from RefSeq and is a predicted model, not a curated record. Gene Ontology annotation, biological process: regulation of transcription by RNA polymerase II.